AUGUUAUGCUCGUUGUUUGGCAAUACAGUAGCAAUCUACAUAUUUUUACGCAAGCGUAAAAGUUCGGGCAAUCAUUGUCAUCCAACCAUACGGCGACUGACCGGCACUGAAAGAAAUAUUACUUCGCAUCAUGAAGAGCAUCUGCAAAAUCAGACACAAUCAGAUCCUGAAAAUCACAACUUUCCUGAUGUAUUUGUCUCUUCAAAUAACCGUGAUUAUAACAGUUCAAUGAAAAAGCAUCUUGAUAAUUCAGUUGAAAAGGCACAGAAACGCUUACGUUUUACCAUACGUAGCACAUAUCAGAAGCGUACAUUUAAUGUGAAUCCAUCAUUUGAUUAUUAUUUGGCGAGUUUAGCAAUAUCUGACUUUUUUAUGGGUGUUUUCUGCAUUCCAUUCACAUUCACACAAAUUUACUUACAUUACUGGCCUUUCCCUGAUUUGAUGUGUCCAAUAGUUGUCUACGUACAAUUAGUUAUGGUUACAGCAUCAUCUUUGACAAACACAGCUAUCAGUGUAAACCGUUUAUUUGGUAUUGUUGGUUCACUUAAUACUGAUCACUGGCAUAGUAGACAUCAACAAUCAUUCACAAUUGGUAUCAUAAUAUGUAUAUGGACUAUUGCCUUCACUGGCAGUACUGUACAGUUAUUCGCCACGAGAACGGAUAUACAACAGCAAAAUCAAACUCAUUCUGAACAAGAAGUAGAAUAUCCAGUUGAUAUUAAGCUAUGCCAAGAGUCGUGGGAUGGUGAUGAGUACAAACGCUCCAUUUACACAAUUGUACUAUUCUUAGUAAUAUAUGUUAUACCACUUGGAAUACAAAUCUCAACUUAUGGAUAUAUAGCUUUUAGACUAUGGAAUCGCAUAACACCUGGUGAACAAAUUAAAUGUGUAGAGGAUGUAAGACUUAAAGAGAAAAAGCGUAUUAUCAAAAUGUUGGUUUUCAUUGUUGCAAUGUUCGGUGUCUGUUGGUUGCCGUCACACCUGUUUUUCCUUUUGCAAGAUUUCCACCCAGAGUUCCGUAAAAUACCUGACGAUUCAAAAAGAAUUAUUUUUGGCGUAUGUCACUGGAUUGCAAUGUCAAAUACUUUUGUCAAUCCAAUAAUUUACUUAAUCAUGAGUAAAUCAUUCCGAGAUGAUUUCAAACAAAUCAUGAAGUGUACAGUUCCAUGCUGGAGUAAAACCAGUUUAUCAAAUCCUUGA
Messenger RNA from Trichobilharzia szidati, 1200 nucleotides. NCBI's taxonomy places the organism in Eukaryota, Metazoa, Platyhelminthes, Trematoda, Strigeidida, Schistosomatidae. The record is from the annotation of a GenBank genome assembly.